Molecule: messenger RNA, 537 nt
Organism: Cooperia oncophora
Lineage: Eukaryota; Metazoa; Nematoda; Chromadorea; Rhabditida; Trichostrongylidae
Source: the annotation of a GenBank genome assembly
AUGGAUCGACGAGGUGGAUAUCUCUUCGCUAUCGUCAACCCAUACGACACCCUAGUGGACGUCGGUGUACUGCUGGAACCGGCAGAAACUUCAUCGGCACGCCAAUAUAGUUCCAAAAAGUACUGUUCCAAACUAUCCUUCCGAAUUGGCCUUUCUGUGGCAAAAAAGCCGAAAAUAUUUACUCGGGUGAUUACUCGGUUUAUUCCAUCGGUUCCGGCCAGAACGACAUUUCCCUGCAUUAUUCAUCUCGCCGCGGAUGCGACGUCGCCACGAAGCGAUGGCAUUCAUUCUUGGUGCCCGCGAGUUCGAUGCAAAUCAAACUGGACGCAGAUCGCCUUUGAAGUCACCAAAGACUCAGUUACUCUCUACUUCAAGUGUGUUCGAUUUGCUGAAAGAGAGGUGAGCUUAUGUAGAAACUUUCUGCGAUCAAAGAUAAGCGAUCUGCCUCAGUUGACUAUGGAGGACGCUCACAAGCUCUACAUAGGAAGUGCUGGACCGAUCCUUGGAUCUGGAUUUGAGGUUCACUUUUUCGAAUAG